Psammomys obesus (fat sand rat) is the source of this 4170-nucleotide messenger RNA. It is a transcript of the gene Htr5a, whose product is annotated as 5-hydroxytryptamine receptor 5A. The record is from RefSeq and is a predicted model, not a curated record. Gene Ontology annotation, molecular function: neurotransmitter receptor activity; G protein-coupled serotonin receptor activity. The coding region runs from base 13 to 1086 and encodes 357 amino acids. Gene Ontology annotation, cellular component: dendrite; plasma membrane. Gene Ontology annotation, biological process: chemical synaptic transmission; G protein-coupled receptor signaling pathway, coupled to cyclic nucleotide second messenger. NCBI's taxonomy places the organism in Eukaryota, Metazoa, Chordata, Mammalia, Rodentia, Muridae. The transcript has 2 exons.
CCUGGGCCGGCCAUGGAUCUGCCCGUAAACUUGACUUCCUUUACUCUCUCCACUCCCUCCUCUGUGGAACCUAACCGCAGCCUGGGCUCGGAAGACCUGCGCCCUGGUCGGCCGUUCCUCUCGGUUUUCCGAGUGCUGGUCCUGACCCUGCUGGGCUUCCUAGCAGCAGCCACGUUCGCUUGGAACCUGCUGGUGCUGGCCACCAUCCUCAGGGUACGCACCUUCCACCGCGUGCCGCACAACUUGGUGGCGUCUAUGGCCAUCUCGGAUGUGCUGGUGGCCGCGCUGGUCAUGCCACUGAGCCUGGUGCAUGAACUGUGUGGGCGCCGCUGGCAGCUGGGACGGCGGCUGUGCCAGCUGUGGAUCGCGUGUGACGUUCUCUGCUGCACCGCCAGCAUCUGGAACGUGACGGCGAUCGCCCUGGACCGCUACUGGUCUAUCACACGCCACCUGGAAUACACACUCCGCGCCCGCAAGCGUGUCUCCAACGUGAUGAUCCUGCUCACCUGGGCGCUCUCCGCCGUCAUCUCCCUGGCCCCGCUGGUCUUCGGCUGGGGGGAGACGUACUCGGAGCUCAGCGAGGAAUGCCAGGUCAGCCGCGAGCCGUCCUACACCGUCUUCUCCACCGUGGGCGCCUUCUAUCUGCCGCUGUGCGUGGUGCUCUUCGUGUACUGGAAGAUCUACAAGGCCGCCAAGUUCCGCGUGGGCUCCCGGAAGACCAACAGCGUCUCCCCCGUACCCGAGGCUGUGGAGGUGAAGGACGCUACCCAACAGCCCCAGAUGGUGUUCACAGUCCGCCAUGCCACCGUUACCUUCCAGACAGAAGGGGACACAUGGAGAGAGCAGAAGGAGCAGAGGGCAGCCCUCAUGGUGGGCAUCCUCAUCGGGGUGUUUGUGCUCUGCUGGUUUCCUUUCUUCGUCACGGAGCUCAUCAGUCCGCUGUGCUCCUGGGACAUCCCUGCCAUCUGGAAGAGCAUCUUCCUGUGGUUGGGCUAUUCCAACUCCUUCUUCAACCCACUCAUCUACACAGCAUUCAACAGGAGCUACAGCAGUGCUUUCAAGGUCUUCUUCUCCAAGCAACAGUGAGAGGCCGUGUGGGCGUGCCUUCUUCCCGUGAACCUUUGCACUCUGCCCAGCAGUCCUGAGGACAAGAUCCAUCUGCCAAGGGCACCAGGGUCACAGCAGAGCUCGGCUCCCUUCCCUUCUGUGCUCGUGUGUUGGGAGCUGUCUUUUCCUGAGGGCUCUGGUGGCUUAUGUCCCCAGCUUGGGUACUCUUCCUCACUCUGUACCAGCAGCCACGGGCCUGGCCCACAAAGUGCCCAUUUCUCUUCUAAAUCCGCUCCAGCAUGGACGUGAGAAAAGUUGACCAGGACAGGAGGGAAGAAGGAGGAAGUAAAAAAACUCAGGUAUGUAGAGAGGCAGGAAGAAUGAUAAGGCCUACAGCUGUUGAUGGUCACACACACAGCUGUAAUCCUAGCCCUAAGGAGACUAAGGGCGGGAGGAUCUCAGCCAGCCUGGGCUACAUAGUAGGUUCAAAACCAGCCUGAGGUAAGAGACAACAUAUAAUAACAACAACACAUCGCUCUGGUGAGGCCGAACUCCCCAGACUUGUCCUCAUUUCAGAGUUCUGCUCUGUGGCCCGAGAGUGUCCGUCCUAAUACUGACUGAGUCCCUUCCUAAUAGUUGGCUACAAAAUUCUGUCCACAAACAUGUCAAAACACAGUCCCAACUGCGGCAAGGACAGUGAUUCCUAUCUUGAGUGUUUUUUGUUCACCGCAGGAAAAAAAAAAAUCAGUUUCCGGUUGAGAUCAGCUCAGCCCAUCAACUUGAAACUGGAAAAACCAUUUCCUUCCAUUUUGAAACAACUGUUCACAAACAAUAGAAAAAAAAAUCUACUAAUUUUUCAGAAGUAUUUGCUGUAGGUUUUUCUUGGUGUGAUUCCUUCAAAUGUUUUUGCCCUUAGUGUUUUUUCCCUAAAAAGUAAGAUUCGAGGUUAGUCAUGGCCAUGAGCUGUUGCCUUCUUAAUACAGUUUCACAGUUGGUGGCUACAAGGGCCUGUCCAUCAGACCAAUACAGUAGCAGGAAUACUGGCCAUUUUGCAGUUCUGGCUUUGUUGGUGAAUGAACCCCAACCAGAUAGGCAGACAAGGGUCAAAUGGGGCCUCUAUCUGGCAGUGAGACCAGUGUGUCAAGACAGUCCCAAGGAAACAGUGUUUAUGUGGUGACAGAAAACCUUGGGCCCACUCCCACCUCCAAAGGGAGCUCAAGGGAACUUUGAGAAUAUUAUAAAAAAUCCAAGGAGAGACAAAAGAGCUAGUCACCUUUCCAGAACCCUGUGUAUGCUGACUGCUUCCACGAGCCGAGGAUGGAGCUAUCGGAACCCACAGAGCUGUGCACACCUCUCAGUACGUCGUUCUCAGCAAAAUCCAGAAUGAGCCAAAGCACCCAUACUUCUUUCGGCAGUGAGAAACAGUGGGUUGCCUUGGCAGCCAUGCUGAGGCCGUUUGCUGCAGAAUCCUCAUCUGGGGAGCGGAGCCCCAGAGCUAGCCAGGUGAUGAUGCAGAGAGUCAGAGAGACUGUCUGUGGAGAGUGGGUGUGUUUCUCCAGUCGACAGGAAGUGCAACAACUUCAUCCUCAGAAGUCUUCAAAUGUUUAUUUGUUCAGUUAUUUAGGUUUGAGACAGGGCCUCACUAAGUAGCCUUGGCCAUCCUGGAGCCCACUGUGUAGACCAGGCUGAUCUCACAGAGAUCUACCACUCCUACACCGGGAGUUUUCUAAGUAAAAAUUCUCCAACACUCUGAGGCCCUUUGUCUGGAGCAGUGGCCUGGACCAGACACACAUUCUGCACUAGGGGACUGGGUCUGGACAGAAUGGCUCACAUGACCAUGGUUGUCAUAACAAGGUUUUGCUAAUUGUUUCAACAAGAGCUUUAUUAUUAUUAUUAUUAUUAUUAUUAAUUUUUUAUUUUUAUUUUUGGCCUUGGUCACAACUGACCAGAUAUAAGAAUUUAUUUUUGUUGCAUCUGAGCCCUGUGAAAAUAGGAUGCACACAGAAUGUUUUAAGUUGUGCAAACUGUGUACUGCAUCCUUCACUGCUGUUGCUCAGCCAGGAGGUCUCCUUGGGAUGAGCCUUUAGAUCCAGGGGACCGAGGAGUGUGUUAGUCCCUCUCCGCUCCUCUGCAGCUGCACCGGUAAAGGGAGCUAGCCACUACUGAUUGCCCACCCAGCUGCAGGCCGAGCACUCGUGGCAGGGACCUUCCCACCUGAUGGGUUCUGACUGCCACCACGCUCACCAUCACAUGGGGCGGCUUCGCCCAUAUCACCUCAAUUUGAAACAAACCCCUUACUCACCAUUCAAAACAUCUACAAGUUCUUGGGCAAUAAAACUUCACUCUAUCCCUUAAUUCCUCAAAUGCACAAAAUGAAACUGUGUAUCAUAACAUGAAGGCACAGAAAUAUUAUACUGUAUAUAAUAAAGUACAUCCACCAACAUUCAAAAAUAGAAGAUUUGUGAUGAUUUCUUUGUGGUUUUGACAUAAGUGAUCUUGAAUUUCCUGCAAGGACAACCUUUCUUUACACAAGAGUGUGACCCAGUGCUAGGUGUUAGCCAGCCAGCGUCGUGACCGUGCACAUACUUAAUCUGGACUCCUGUCUGCACGAAAGCAAUGCAAUAGAGAACUUUACUUGGGAAUUUUUUUAGAUUUUUUUUCUUGCUUCUGUAUAUAUCUUAGUUCACAUACUAGGUUCAUAAAUACUUCAAAAUGCAGACUUGUUUACUUCCUCAUUUUCCCUGUCCCCAAGAUCACCCGGAACCAGGGGUAUUACUGGGGUUUUCAGUGUUAUAAUGGAGGAUGUAUUUGUUGGAUGAGCACAAGUGAAGGAAUACAACAUGUGGAACCCAGUGCAAAUUGUACCAUGUCUGUCUGCCUGAAAUUCCUGGUGGGAUUUCUCAUCCUGUGCCAAAUUCCAAUAUUUAUCUUACUGUUUAUUUGGGGGCUGGAGGGAUGGCUCAGUAGUUAAGAGUGCACGCACACUGCUCUUGCAGAGGACCUGAAUUCCAUCCCCAGCACCUGCAUCAGCUGGCUCAGAGCCACUUGUAACUCCAUCUCUAUGGGAUCUGAUACCUCUGGCCUGAGCAGGUACCUUUAUGAAUGCACACAUGUUCAAAACUA